This is a messenger RNA of Saxophila tyrrhenica, 900 nucleotides long. RefSeq lists its product as uncharacterized. Lineage: Eukaryota; Fungi; Ascomycota; Dothideomycetes; Mycosphaerellales; Extremaceae. Bases 1 to 900 code for a protein of 299 amino acids. The transcript has 2 exons. Gene Ontology annotation, cellular component: mitochondrion. The record is from RefSeq and is a predicted model, not a curated record. Gene Ontology annotation, biological process: fatty acid beta-oxidation.
AUGCUCCGUCUUGUGCAGCGUCCCGCCGCUCGAUAUGGUUUAUGGCUGAAGCAGGAUGUGCGCGCAUACAGCGCGUUGUCGUCUUCCAUCAAGAUCUCGAGCGUGCCGGCGCCUCAUGCGGGAAGCAUUACCGUGCUGUCAUUGAACAGACCCGCGGCGAGGAAUGCUCUCUCCACCCAGCUGCUGUCCGAGUUGAAUGGUGUUGUCGAGGGACUGCAUCGUGAGGGCGGGAAGGGCAGCACGCGGGCUUUGAUUCUGGCGAGUGAGUCGGACGACGCCUUUUGCGCGGGUGCAGAUUUGAAAGAGAGAAAGGGCAUGAACCAGGAAGAAGUCCACGCCUUCCUGAAGACUCUCCGCAACACCUUCGCCCGCCUGGCACAGCUCCCAAUCCCUACCAUCUCCGCAAUCAACUCCACUGCAUUCGGCGGAGGCCUUGAGCUUGGACUCUGCACGCAGUUCCGUGUGCUUGCCUCGACAGCGACUGUCGCCCUCCCAGAGACUCGUCUAGCCAUCAUCCCAGGCGCCGGUGGGACAUACCGUCUACCUGCCCUCAUCGGGCCGACAAGAGCGCGCGACCUUAUCCUGACUGGGCGCAGGGUGACAGGCCCGGAAGCAUACUUCAUCGGACUCGCAGACCGGCUGGUGGAGAUUACAGAAGAGGAGCAGAAGAUACCGGGUGCUGCGAGAGGCAAGGUGAUGGGGACUGCCGUGAGCAUGGCGAGGGAUAUCUGCGAGGGCGGGCCUGUUGCGAUCGGAGCAGCGAUGCAGGCGAUUGAUGGAUGGGAGAAGGGCGAGGAAAGUGAGAAUAAGGCUUACGAGCUGACUCUGCCGACUGAGGACCGAAUCGAGGCGCUGAGGGCGUUUGGCGAGAAGCGGAAGCCUGUGUUUAAAGGCAGGUAG